AUGAAGGAUUCAUCCUGGUUUUCUGCUAAGGUUCGGAGCUCUCAUCAUAAAAAUAAGGGUUUGGAACCUGAAAGCCCAAUGAUCGGGAUCAUGUCGUUUGAAGUCUCAAAAUUGAUGUGUAAAGUAGUCAACUUAUGGCAUUGUUUAAGUGAUAGAAAUCUGUCACUGCUAAAGCAAGAACUCAGAUACUCACCAGGCAUUCGUACUCUUAUUUCAGACGACCAAGCAUAUCUUAUUAAUCUUGCAUUAGCAGAGAUCAUUGAUAUCUUGAGAGGUGUGGCUGCAUCUGUGGCCAGGCUUGGUAAAAAGUGUGUCGAUCCGAUAUAUCAUAACCUUGAUCGUGUUUUUGAUAACCCUUUUGAGAUUGAUCCUAAAUGGUGUGAAUGGGAAUAUAGACUGAAGAAAAUGGAGAAACGAGUUAAAAAGAUGAAAAGAUUUACUGAUAGCACGUCACAGUUGCUUGAACAACUUGACUCAUUGUCCGAGAAAGAGACCAGGCUAAUAAAAAUGGAAUCCAACCGUGUGAAUCAAGGGCAGAUGCAAGAGUUCCAUCAGAAGGUCACAUGGCAGCGUGAGGAGGUAACAGGGCUUCGUGAAAUGUCUCCUUGGUUUCGAUCUUAUGACUACAUCGUCAGACUGUUGCUUAGAUCUCUUUUAACGAUAGCUGAGAGGAUCAAGAUCGUUUUUGGAAUUUCUAACGAAUUUGGAUCUUCUAAAGUAGUAGUAACUUUGCCUCAUGGUAGCUGUUUUGUACGCAAGAAUUCCAUUUCUACCUGUACACGAGCUUCAGUUUAUCCAUCUGAAAAAUCCAUGUCAAAUCUUGGACAUACACCCGUUUGCGGGAGACACCCAUCAUCCAAACCGCAAAGUUGCCAAGCCCUUCAUGCUACUCUUCCUAUCAGGGUCAACUUCCAAAAUGACGUUUUUGAUCACAUGAAGAAAGCUACUACUAAUUUCUUCAACGUCUCCGCCAAACAAAGAUUGUCAAAUGUUCAAGAACCUACACUUGGUAAUACUUCAUUAGCUCUACGUUACGCAAAUAUUAUCAUUUUUGUUGAAACUUUAGCAAUGUCACCUCGAUGUAUGAGUCCCAACGCACGAGACGACUUGUAUGAUAUGUUAACAACAAAUAUUAAAGAGCUGUUGAGAGAAAAACUGUGUUUAUCAAGAAAAGAAGCUUUGGUAGCCAAUGAAGAAGGUAUAGCGUCACAUCAAAGGUUAUCCUUUCAAAGGAUUCAAGAUUGGUUAUCUCCACUUGCUCACAAUAUGAUCAAAUGGUAUUCUGAGAGAAAUUUUAAUCAGCAACCAAUCGGUUCAGCGGGAAAUGUUCUUUUGGUCCAGACGUUGUACUAUGCAGAUCAAGCAACCAGUGAGAUUGCAAUCACGGAACUUCUCGUGGGACUUCAUUAUGUAUUCAAGUUUAGUCAAGAAUUAAUCAUUGACAAAUCUCCCAUAGUGCCUUCUUUAUUCAAAUGA
Erigeron canadensis is the source of this 1476-nucleotide messenger RNA. RefSeq names its product protein PSK SIMULATOR 1-like. The transcript has a single exon. Gene Ontology annotation, biological process: positive regulation of growth. The coding region runs from base 1 to 1476 and encodes 491 amino acids. Lineage: Eukaryota; Viridiplantae; Streptophyta; Magnoliopsida; Asterales; Asteraceae. The record is from RefSeq and is a predicted model, not a curated record.